Molecule: messenger RNA, 817 nt
Organism: Lagenorhynchus albirostris (white-beaked dolphin)
Lineage: Eukaryota; Metazoa; Chordata; Mammalia; Artiodactyla; Delphinidae
Exons: 2
Coding region: 147-623 (158 amino acids)
Source: RefSeq, a predicted model, not a curated record
UCCUCCAUAGAACACAGGAAGCCUCUGCAAAAGCUCCCACCUCACAGCCCACUGAAUAACCGCAUAAACUCCCGGAACAAAACCCGUCCUUUCCACCAGGUAGCUAAGCCUCUGAUGAUCCUCAGACCCUUCAGAUCUAGAUCAAAAUGAAGGUCGAGGCCCACUGGGGAGCCAGAGCCCCGCGCCGAGGGAGGGAAGGCCCCUCUCCAACCGCAAACGCCCAUGGAACCGCCGUCGCCCAGGCCUGUCCUCGGGGACAUGGCUGGAGUGCAGCGGCCGCGCUCAACUUCUCUCGCGAGCCCCUGGCGCGGACCCAUUUCCAAGGGGGAAAUCCCCGGAACGGCGCGGGGCGGGCGCGGGGCGCGCGCGCCGGACACACACAGGCGCACACUCACACGUGCAACAUGCACACACCUGGCCGGAGGCUGCACAGCGCGGAGGGAACUGUCGGUCACCCCCCACCCCACGGGCCGCCCCCAACACCUCCCCUCAGCCAGCGGCCCUCCAGCUGGGGCACCCCUCCGGCCCCUCACGUCCGCCGCACACAGCCGGCUCCCGCUACCAGGUAUAAAAUAUUAGAAAGAAAUGAACAAAAAGGGAGAGAAAAAAGAAGAAGCCUUUAAUUGUGAUGUACAAAUUCAUAUAUUUGGAUAAAGGAAAAUAGAGACCAAGAGAGGAGAGUGUGAGAGCUAAAUUGAAAAACAUUUGGAAUUCCUGGAGCGGUGGUCUUUAAACUGGGGUAAGCAUAUUCCCAGGGUCCAUGAACACAUACUAAAAGUUUCCAAUACAGAUUCUAUUAAAGAAUUAAUUUCUAGAU